UCUGGGUCAGAGACAGAAGGAGAGAAACACACUGCUGCUACAGACUGCCAACACUUUAUUUAUUGCCACUUUUUAAGUGCUUCAGCUGUGGAUUUGGGAUUGGUUUUUGAUAUAUAAAUAUAGGAGUCAAAUACUUUGUGAGGAUAUUUUGUGUUUUGAGAACUUAACAGGAAUAUAAUGUCUUUUUUGCGUGUGGUUUUGAGUUUGGCUGGGUUUGUCCUGUGCGUAAACGCGGCGCAGAGCGCGUGGGAGGAGAGCUCCGUGCUGCCGGUGCGUCUGGACACACAACCGGGACACUCGAAGCAAUCCCGAGAGGAGGACUCCGAGAAACGCAUCUAUCGCUUGGAUGUCUUUGGAAAGCGGAUGGUGUUGGCGUUGGAACCGGACCAGACCUUUUUGGCGCCUGGGUUUGUGUUCCAGAUGGUGGGGAAACCGGAGACCGGUGAGUUUGACAGCGCUGGGGAGGCGCGAUGCUUCUUCUCGGGAACCGUAAACGGAGAUGAACUUUCCUCCGCGGCGAUUAAUCUGUGCAACGGGCUGCGCGGAGGCUUCUCUGUCGGCGGGGAAGAGUACUUCAUCCAGCCCGAGAACUCCACCAGAGCUACAGACCGAGACGCUCACACCAUCCGCCGCAGGACACGGGGGAUCCACGCUGAGGAGAGCGGCUCCAAGUGCGGCGUGAACGAGGAGGAGGAGCGGGUCACCGAGAAACCGUACCCAACCCAUUCCGAACCAUCCGAGUCUAAAGCACACCACAGGUCUCGUCGCUUUGUGUCCACGCCUCGAUAUCUGGAGAUCAUGAUUGUGGCAGACCAGUCAAUGGCGGAGUUUCAUGGUGCUCAACUCGAACCUUAUCUGCUGACCAUCAUGGCGGUGGCAUCUCGCCUGUAUCGACACCAUACCAUCCAUAAUUCCAUUACUCUGGCAGUUGUGAAACUACUUGUUGUGCAUGAUGAAGAACACGGUCCUCAGGUGUCCACCAAUGCUGCAAUGACCCUCAGGAGCUUCUGCCAAUGGCAAAAACAGCACAACCCACCCAGCGACCGACACCCAGAACACUACGACACUGCAGUACUGUUCACCAGAAAGGAUCUUUGUGGAGCUCACUCUUGUGACACUUUGGGGAUGGCAGAUGUGGGCACCGCAUGCGAUCCAGACCGAAGCUGUUCCAUUAUUGAAGACGAUGGUCUGCAGGCAGCCUUCACGGUUGCACAUGAGCUUGGUCACGUGUUCAACAUGCCCCAUGAUGAUGCCAAGCAAUGUGCCAGUGUUAACGGGGACCAAUGGAGUGCCCACAUGAUGGCUUCAACAUUGUCAAAUCUAAACCAGUUAGACCCCUGGUCCCCUUGCAGUGCUCUUAUGGUCACGUCAUUCCUAGACAAUGGCCAUGGUCAGUGUUUACUGGACAAGCCCCAAAAACCUAAAGAGUUGCCCCAAACUCUGCCAGGAUCGGUUUACAGUGCUGAUAGACAAUGCCGUCUUACAUUCGGAGAUGAGUCCCAGCACUGUCCUGACCUGAGCUCCACCUGUGCCGCCCUUUGGUGCACUGUCACCUCUGCAAAUGGCUUGUUGGUCUGCCAAACCAAGAACUUUCCAUGGGCCGAUGGGACGCCUUGUGGGUCUAACAGCUACUGUAGGGCAGGCCAGUGUUUGAGCAAGACUGAGGCUGCCAAAUAUGAGACUACCGUCAAUGGUGGAUGGGGAUCAUGGGGAUCUUGGGGAGACUGUUCACGUACCUGUGGAGGAGGUGUGCAAUACUCUUUUAGGGACUGUGUCAAUCCCCGACCCAAAAAUGGAGGCAAAUACUGUGAGGGCAAGAGAAUUCAGUACCGCUCCUGCAACACAGAGACCUGCCCUGAUUGCAAUGGUUUGACCUUCCGUGAGGAGCAGUGUUUGGCACACAAUGACCUCUCCUCUCAGGUGUCACUGGGCUCAGGUGAGGGUGUUGAGUGGGUGCCAAAGUACGCUGGGGUUUCUCCUAAGGAUCGCUGCAAGUUGGUGUGCCGAGCAAAGGGAACGGGCUACUUCUUCAUUCUGAAGCCAAAGGUGGCUGAUGGGACACCAUGCACUCCAGAUUCCACUUCAGUCUGUGUCCAAGGACAGUGUGUGAAGGCUGGAUGCGACAGGGUCAUCGGAUCCAACCAACGAUUCGACAAAUGUGGCAUCUGUGGAGGAGAUGGAUCAACUUGCAAGAAAGUUUCCGGAUCAAUGGAACGUGCUAGACCGGGCUACCAGGAUGUGGUGACGAUUCCAGCUGGUGCCACAAACCUAGAUGUCAAGCAGCGAUCUUAUGGAGGCCGUCACCAAGACAACAGCUACCUAGCAGUCCGCCGGCAAGAUGGCUCCUACCUACUGAACGGCGACUAUAAGUUGACCACUUUAGAGACUGAUAUCUCUGUGAAAGGUGCUCUGCUGCGGUACAGCGGCUCAUCUGUUCUUCUGGAGCGCCUGAGAAGCUUUGCUCCCUUACCCGAGCCUUUAACCAUCCAGGUGUUGUCAGUCGGUGAAUCCCCCAGACCUCGUGUCAAAUAUAGCUACUUUGCUCCACGUCCCAAUGGCUCAAACCGGCCGUCUAUUAACGCAAUUAGUAAAGCUGUAGAUGCUGAAUGGUUCUUAGGUGAGUGGGGACCUUGUUCGAAAACCUGCGGUGGUGGAAUCCAGACUCGGGAUGUUAUGUGCCUUAAUUCUAACCGUCGUCCAUCUAAAGACUGUGUUGAUGAGUUGCGCCCCACAUCAUCUCGGCAAUGUGCUUUGCAGGAUUGCCCAUCCUGGUUCUUAGGUGAGUGGGGACUUUGUUCAAAAACCUGCGGUGGUGGGAUCCAGAAGCAAGAUGUUGUGUGCCUUGAUUCUAAUCGUCUUCCAUCUGAAGACUGUGUUGAUGAGUUGCGCCCUGCAUCAUCUCGGCGAUGUGCUUUGCAGGAUUGCCCAUCCUGGUUCUUAGGUGAGUGGGGACCUUGUUCAAAAACCUGCGGUGGUGGGAUCCAGACUCGGGAUGUUGUGUGCCGUGAUUCUAAUCGUCGUCCAUCUAAAGACUGUGUUGAUGAGUUGCGCCCUACUUCAUCUCGGCAAUGUGCUUUGCAGGAUUGCCCAUCCUGGUUCUUUGGUGAGUGGGGACCUUGUUCAAAAACCUGCGGUGGUGGGAUCCAGACUCAGGAUGUUAUGUGCCUUGAUUCUAACCGUCGUCCAUCUAAAGACUGUGUUGAUGAGUUGCGCCCUGCAUCAUCUCGGCAAUGUGCUUUGCAGGAUUGCCCAUUAUGGCAGCUGGGGAACUGGUCUGAAUGUUCCAGAACAUGCGGUAGAGGCUUUCGCAAGCGUACACUUAGCUGCAUUGCACAUGAUGGUCACAUUUUACCUCAUAAUAGCUGCAAUGCAACAGAUCGACCACGACCCCUUCUGAAUUUGUGCAAUCUGACUCCCUGUUGAAAACCGAGGGUUUAAAAACCUUGCAAGUUAUAUCUGGUGCCAACCAAUACACAGGUUCUUGGAUUCAAAGGGCUCCUUAUGACUGAGACUGCAACCAAACUUCUUUGGGUUUCAUCUAACACUGGGUACAGGGCACAAGGCUGGCACACUGUGUACCUGUCUGUGAUGGAGGAUGAGGACAUGCUGCUUUGGAUGCUGCGUGUUAUUUUUCAACAUGCAUGGGUGUGUGUGGUGGACGAUUAUUGAAACAGCUAUGCAUUUAUGUACUGUCUGAGCAGGACUAGACAGACAGCCUUUUUUAUUAUACAAUAGCAUAUAGGAGUAUUGUUUUGCCAGGGUCGACAGCAGUACUGAUUUUCCUAGAGUGCCCUCUAGUGGUUCUCCAUUUAAACGUUGCAAACUCUGGCUUUGAGCACAUAUUUAACACGUCUUUUUCUUGCCAAAAUCAGUGCCAAUCUCACCUCAGCUAGGCACACAUGCUGCUAAUCAAACACCACAACAGGUAUUAUGCAAUUUCCUCAUAGAUCAGCUUAACUAGCUUUACGUUUAGCUUCCUAGUUUGAUCAUUUCACCGUUCUGCAAAGCCAUACCUGAUCAAGAGGGAUCGUGUUUUUAAGGGGGAGGGAACGCAAAGGGCAUAGUUUCUACUACAUCUGAGGAGAGAGUGUGUUUACUUGUUUAUGUAUGUGUGUGAUUGUGUGUAGAGAGAUACGGCGAGGGAUUCGCUCCUGCUACUACUUCAUAAGUAAUCCUCUCCUGCCUUCUGAGAAGGUUUUGUAAUGAGAUCUUUGUUAUUUUUUGCUUUUCUUUCUUUUUGUACAGAAUAUCCAAAGGUUAUUUAUUUUUGUACAGCCCGUUUAAUAUAAUCUUGUUGCCUUUUUUUAUAAUUAUUGUAUUUCUGUUUGUUAUUAUUAUUAUUGAAAUAACUGAAGGAUGUAGAUUAUAUUAGAGUAUUUAUACAACAUCUAUGAUCUUAGGUUUAUGAAUAAAGUAUCACAUUGAUUUGUGGAA
Danio aesculapii is the source of this 4434-nucleotide messenger RNA. It is a transcript of the gene adamts1, whose product is annotated as ADAM metallopeptidase with thrombospondin type 1 motif, 1. NCBI's taxonomy places the organism in Eukaryota, Metazoa, Chordata, Actinopteri, Cypriniformes, Danionidae. Gene Ontology annotation, molecular function: metalloendopeptidase activity. The record is from RefSeq and is a predicted model, not a curated record. The transcript is spliced from 8 exons. Gene Ontology annotation, biological process: extracellular matrix organization; proteolysis. The coding region runs from base 178 to 3423 and encodes 1081 amino acids. Gene Ontology annotation, cellular component: extracellular matrix.